Molecule: messenger RNA, 8783 nt
Organism: Ochotona curzoniae (black-lipped pika)
Lineage: Eukaryota; Metazoa; Chordata; Mammalia; Lagomorpha; Ochotonidae
Gene: HYCC2
Product: family with sequence similarity 126 member B
Exons: 15
Coding region: 318-2075 (585 amino acids)
Biological process (GO): phosphatidylinositol phosphate biosynthetic process; protein localization to plasma membrane
Cellular component (GO): plasma membrane
Source: RefSeq, a predicted model, not a curated record
CUGGACGUCUGAAACUUUCCCUUCACACAGGGGCACCCUCAGUCUGAAUUCGAUAGCUGACCUGUCGGGAAGAAAAAGGUUUGGAACGUGUAUUGCUCGAGCCUCUUGGACUGAGCUAGGCCCUGCAGUACAAUGUUGAAUAGAAGUGCCGAUGAUGGUCAUCUCUGUCUUGUUCUAAACCUCAGAGGAGCUGGAAAGUAUUUAGCUAUCAACAAAUGAAUUCCACACUUGAACCCUGCCUCAUUCCUGUGCCACCUCCUCCUCUAGAAAAUUGACCUUUAAAACAGAGGCAAAUAAGGAUUAGACCAUAAAAGAAGAUGCUGGGUUCUGACCGUGGUGUUGUGGAAGAAUGGCUAUCAGAAUUCAAGGCAUUACCUGACACUCAGAUCACAAGUUAUGCAGCAACCUUACAUCGGAAAAAAACACUUGUACCAGCCCUCUAUAAAGUUAUUCAGGAUUCAAAUAAUGAGCUCCUGGAGCCUGUCUGCCACCAACUCUUUGAGCUGUAUCGCAGCUCUGAAGUUCGACUUAAGAGAUUCACAUUGCAGUUUCUGCCAGAGUUGAUGUGGGUUUAUUUACGGCUUACAGUUAGCCGAGACCGACAGAGUAAUGGUUGCAUUGAAGCACUUCUUUUAGGAAUUUACAAUUUGGAAAUUGCCGAUAAAGAUGGAAACAAUAAAGUUUUAUCUUUCACUAUCCCUUCCUUAUCCAAGCCUUCAAUAUACCAUGAACCCUCAACAAUCGGGUCCAUGGCUUUGACAGAAGGGGCACUGUGUCAACACGAUCUCAUCAGAGUUGUUUAUAGUGAUCUUCAUCCACAGAGAGAAACAUUCACUGCACAAAACCGGUUUGAAGUCCUGAGUUUUCUCAUGUUGUGUUAUAAUUCUGCUAUUGUGUAUAUGCCAGCCUCAUCUUACCAAUCUCUGUGUCAGAUGGGUUCCAGGGUAUGUGUGAGUGGGUUUCCACGGCAACAUGAAAAACACUGGAAAGAACUCUGUGGCCGAAUAGUAUUGGAUCCUGAGUUUAUGGUGCAACUUCUCACAGGCAUUUAUUAUGCCAUGUAUAAUGGACAGUGGGACCUUGGUCAGGAAGCUCUUGAUGACAUCAUUUAUAGAGCUCAGCUAGAACUCUUUUCUCAGCCAUUAUUGGUUGCCAAUGCAAUGAAAAACUCAUUACCAUUUGAUGCUCCUGACUCCUCACAAGAAGGCCAGAAAGUACUUAAAGUAGAAGUCACUCCAACAGUGCCGAGGAUUUCUCGGACUGCAAUUACAACAGCUUCAAUACGCCGUCAUAGAUGGAGGAGAGAAGAUGGCUUUGACUUCUCAAACGAGGCUGACUCGAGUAUUCCUGGCUCCCCGAUCCAACACGGCUCCACUGACCUAGGGAUCAAACGUGUGCAAGAGGGGGAGGUGCUGGUGCGCAGGACCUCUGAGCCUGGCUCGCCGGAGCCCAACUCAGCAGCAGCCACAACAGAGGGUGCUGAGGGUAUAAAUGGAGAUGAACCCGUAAACAUGAAUGAUGCAGAUGAAGGUUUUUCAUCAGGGGCUUCCCUCAGCAGCCAACCAAUUGGAACUAAACCAUCCUCCUCGUCUCAGAGGGGAAGCCUGAGGAAAGUAGCAGCGGGGCGUUCCACCAAGGACAAAGAAACAGCCUCUACCAUCAAGUCCAGUGAGAGCCCUCGAGAUGCAGUAAUUCGCAAGCAGUAUGUACAGCAACCAGCUGAUCUUAGUGUAGAUUCAAUAGAGUUGACACCGAUGAAAAAACACCUGAGUCUUCCUGCUGGCCAGGUGGUGCCAAAAACCAAUAGUUUAAGUCUAAUCCGGACAGCCAGUGCUUCCUCAAGUAAAUCAUUUGACUAUGUAAAUGGUGGUCAAGCAGGUACCAGCAUUGGGGUUGGCACUGAGGCAGUUACUAAUUUAGGAGCCAACAAUGCUAAUCGAUAUUCAACUAUCAGUCUACAGGAAGACCGGCUGGGUCAGGCUGGUGAAAGCAAAGAGCUCCUUAGUCCAGGAGCCCCCUUAACCAAGCAAUCUCGAUCCCCAAGUUUCAAUAUGCAGCUAAUAUCCCAGGUGUAGUUUUGAAAGCCUCUCUCCUCUCUCUGCUUAUCUUUUAAAGUGAACAUUUCAUUGUUCAAGAACAGACUUCAUCCCCUUUGUGAAAAUAUUGAGUCAUCACAAUCAGAUUUGGUCUAGGUAUCUUCAUAUACUGUAUUUUGUAUGGAAACAGCAAUAAGGUUUUCUUUCCCCCUUGUCCCAUAUCUUCUAUUCCUUGUAAAUGUGGUUGUGAAACAGUGUAAAAUCUUUGCCUUUUCCAUGCCUUCCUUUUUCCUUGGGUGAUGUGCAAUCCAUCGUAGGCUGAUCGGUCCCAUUUCAACACUGUGAGACUGUGGACAUGUCAGAGGAAAUGGUGUAUAUGAUCCCUAUGAAAUGAUUCUUUGACUUUUGUUUAAAAACAAAACGGGUUUGCUCUCGUAAUCUAUAGAACUAUGAAGAUUACUGGAUCAUAUUUUUUUCUCUCGUAACCAGGAGUGCCUCAGAGAUUCUGCUAUGACUUUGGACUUCUCUGAGUCUGUGCAAUCAUUUUCUUGAGAAGCAUGGGGGAAAGAUGGUAGACUACUGCACUUUUAAUUAAAAUGAGGUUGGCCACUCCAUCAUCUCCCUUAUCCCGAGGACAUAAAUGUUCAUUUACUGAGGCAUGUAAAUCAAAUUGUACCCACCUCCUUUGGAGGGAGAUGCUCUAAGUUGGUUGUGUAAUUGAUAAUGCACUUUCUCAAUGGCUCUGUAGUCAUUUUAAGAUGUCUUCCCUCUUCCCCACAAGGGCACAGGUCAUUUCUGUCCUUAAAGUUUGAACAGUUAGCAAAUCAGAGAAUCCAAGGAGCAUGUUUAGUUUUCCAGGAAUGAUUGACACACUUGGUGCUGGGGUUUUGUGGGGGGAGGGGUGGUUUUUGUUUAGCUUGUGUGUGAGGGAAAGUUUUGACUGGGUUUUUUCUUUGCCUUUGUGAGCUGAUGACUGAAGUAGAGCAGUACAUCUUCAGGUAAAGGGAGGGAUUUCUUAGUCCACUUUCUGUGAUCUCAGACAGUUGGAGAAACCCUUUCAGCUGCUUCCUAGAUGUACUUAAAAUUCAGUCAGAUAUUUUGAUUAGGAAACCUAAAGUCCUACGAGAUCAUAUACUCCAAGGAAAUACAUCAGGGACAGAUAAUUGGCUGAAAACACUGAUGCUUCAAUGUGACACAUUUUUAUAGAACAUUUUUACCAGGGGGUACUGAUUGAUUUCUCCUACAAGGACCACACUGCCUUUGUGUUUAAUGUAAUGCAAUUUGUGAAUCUUCUGAUCAUAUAUCUGCAAAGUUUCUCAUUUUUAUAAGACUUUGAAAUCAUGCCAGUAAGCUAGAUGUUGAAUGUAUGUAAGUAGCGUUUGGUAACUGCUAAGAGGCUGCAAAAAUACAUUAUUGGUAAAAAAAAAAAAAGUUUUUAUUUGGUUGUAUGCAUUUUAUUAUAACCUCUUCUGAGUCUCAGGCUCUAAGAAUUGAAAAAGAAGGGAAUAUGUUGUGUUUUUGAAAAUCAGUAUUGUGACUUAAACUGCUGUAAGUUAUCCUUCCAUGAAAUACAUUAGAGCUAUUAAUGCUCUUUAUAUUUAGGUGUUUUUAUUUCACUAUUGUGAACGAAAAAUACAAAGUUUAUAGAAAGCAAGUAUUCUCCUAAUUAACAACCUUUAAAAUUUUACCUCUACCAGUUAAAACUGUAGUAUCUUUUGAUAAAUAAAUUAUCCAGGAAAAUGACUUUUUUAAACUGACUUUUUUUAGUGACUUCUCCUCACCCUUUAUUGUUAAGAGCAAUUUUUUUUUUAAAUAAGUGACUUUCUGUUAGUGUCUUUAUAAGAACAACAAAGUGUUUGAAUUUGGCAGUGUGUAAUGGUUUUCAGCUUAUAUGAAAAUGGAAAACUAGAACUAGUGUGAACAACAUUGCCAAAGUCCAAGGUAAAACUAAAAAUUGGUGAAUAGACAAAUUUAUUGGUGUGCGUGUGUAUGUCUCACAAAGUUGUAUUUUAUAUAUCCCUUAAUUUAAGGGCAGAUAAAAAUUAGAAGAUAGCCAAAAUUAAAGGAGAUCUGAAAAUUUGUAACAUACCAGGUAUAGAAAAGAAGUUUCAGGUAUAUAAUAAAAGCAGUACUGUACUAGGGAAUAAGAUUUAAUUUUUAAACUUAUUUAUUCAAAUGACAGAGAAUUGGAGAGGGAGAAGGAGAGACAGAGACAUCUUCCAUCCACUGUUUCACUCCCUAAAAUGGCCACAAAGGCCAGGGCUGGAGCAGACUGAAGCCAAAGCAGCUUCCUAUGGGUCUCCCACAUGAAUGUGGAGGUCCAAGCCCUUGGCGCCAUUCUCCGCUGUUUUCCCAGCGCAUUAGCAGGGAGUUGGGUUGGAAGUGAAGCAGCUAGGACUUGAACCAGCACCCAUAUGAGAUGCCAGGCCUCACAGGCAGUGGCUUUACCCCUGACACUGUGUCAGCCUGGCUAUGGCUGGAGCUCAAGUCACUCUGUAAAAUACCUACUUUGUGUAAAAGGUUAAGAGAUUUAAAAUUCAGCAAAUUAUACAUGAUUGGCAUAAGAUAGCACGAUUUUAAUUGGAGCACCAAAAAAAAAAAAUAACCAAUAAUGUACCAGCUUUAGAGUAUAAAUUAUAGUAAAUAUAAAAUUUUCCUCUGGUUGGAAAUGCUGUUAGUACCCAAAAAGUUGGUGACUGAAAAUUUUCAUCUUGUAAGAUUGAAUUUAUUUAUAUGUGUAAUGUGUGUAUACAACAAUAUUUUAUACCCAUUAAUGUUUCAUGAUCAUGCUACUUUUGCUUCAGAUUCUUUUAGUUGAACCUAAUGAGGAAGCAUUUCAUUUAAAUUUGGUGUUCAGUGUCUUAAAACAGAUUUCAUGUGUGAGAUAUUGUUAAGGUGGAAUUGAGCUUAAUAAGCUAUCAGUCAAAUUUUCUAAGUUUUUUUGGAAUAUGUUUGUAUUACUCUCUGGCAUUUAAUUUAAAUUUAAAUAAUUUAGCUUUAUUUCAGAUACACAGCAGCUAUUAUGUGCUAGAUGUUCAUACAUUAGUCCUCUGACAACUUCCUAACUUUCAUUUUAAAAAAUACACUCAGCUAUGGAAAAGACCCGUAAGGAGAAAAUACUUGUUUUCUAUAAAAACAUAAUUUGACUGAUGUCUCCUAUGCUAGGAUAGAUUAAGAGAUACAAGGAAAUACAUGAAGGUCUUGCAGUUCUCUUCUAUGACAUUAAUUAAAAUUCUUAAUGUUACCAGAAAACAAAAUGUAAAAUAACAAGUUAAACUGGAGGUUUUUAAAAUAUGAAACUAUUUGAAAAAGCUGGAGUGGGCUGGAGGUGAUGACUACCAUUUUAAGUCCUGAUCCCUACCAUCGUUCUUACCUUCCCAGUUCACUUUUCUGUACCUGUUUACUAUGGAAUCAGAAUUUCUGUGCUGGACACUUCUCUACCACCACCCACCAUCCAUCAUCACCAGACACAUUUAAACAACUGUUCACUCUCAGGCAAUAGCCUCAAAGAGAUUGUGAUGGAUUAAGGUUUCAUGAUUAAGAAGCAGAGCCAGAAUCAAACCUCAUUCUCCCCUCUCAAAUGUUAUGAAGACCUCACUGCUUCUCUUUUGUACAUACUAAGAUACAUGUGGUGUGUAUCACUCUCUCAAUUUUUCUGGUCUAGUAGUUGGUGAAUAUAGCACAUUACAAAACACUAAAUCUAGAAAAAUGUAGAGAGUUAAGUAUAGAAGAAAAAGUGUUGGAAAUGUAGGUAUCUAAACAGAUAUAAGGAUGAAUAGAUAACAUUGUUCAUUAAUUUAUGCCUUACUGUUUUCUGCCAUGUAACAAUUGUAUGCUGCCAUUUUGCGGUUUAUUUUAUUUGUGGGAAUUUAUUUAAAUGUAAAAUAAACCAAAUAAAAAGGCUUGGAUCAGUGUUCCUAGCUACUCUCAAGUAAUUUGAAUCAGCCAGCUUUUAGUCACCAACGUGGCAAGUUAAUUGUAUUGCACAGUGGAGUACUGCAGAAUAAAGAUUAAAUAAAUUCAUUUUCAUUCAUUUCUAAUGUAAAACAGAUUGAACCUUAUGCUGAGAACAGAUAGAAGCAAUAUUUCGGUAUGUGAUUAAAUAAGGCUUAUAGUGUGAAGGUUUUGGUUCCAUAAUGGAUCAAUGACCAUGUUGUCAUUUAAAGUGUAUAUACCAUAUAAAAUGUCUUAAAUUUGAUCAUCUCGGCUAUAUAAACUUAAUAUUUCCAACCUGUAUUCUCAAAUUCCAUUUAGUAGCUUUAAACUAAUUAUUAUUUAUUAGACACUGGAAUACUGAGAAUAACAUCUUUUGUAAUGUUUUGUUUGCAACUACUUUUGUGCAUAUUUUAAUGAAGUGAGGCUUUUUUCCUGCCUCACUUUAUGAGGUUUGUAUGAGUCUGUUUUUGAGUAAUUUAAUUGUUGACAGUCGUCUCAUUUGAUUCCCUGCAUGUCCAUUUGUAAAUAAAAAAUAGUAUGUCUUUAUGGGUAGUACACCAUAUAAACACUGGCAAGGAGGAUCUCUCCUUUUGUGAUGUUGAAUUUUCAUUUAAAAAUUUAAAAAAUCAGCCUUCAGUUCCAUUGUUUUUUAGUUUAAAAAAGCUUUCAUAAGUCAUGCCUGUGAACAGAAAAUUUAAGAAUUUAGGGCAACUUUUCUAUACUAUGCCUCUAUGUUAGACAGUCUACACAGAUUUUUAGCUUUCAAGGUGAAUGAUAAAUUGUCCUUGUUUCAACACUAUGUUGGGUUGAGACACUUAUUUGUAAUACUUUAAUUUUUAAAAAAUGGUUUUUAGAAACAAGAGUUUAAAAACCAGUUAUAAGUUGAUAGCUUAAACUCUUAGGAAUUAAAAUAUCUGCCAGAUUAUCAGAUGGUAUGCAAUGUAAAAUUGCUAAUAGUGCUAAUAAAGUCAAGAUGAGUCAAUAGACUGGUACAAUUAUUCAUGUCAAAGUAGUCUUUCCCGAUACUGGGAGACGUAAAUUUUAAUAUUUUCUGCAUUGUUUGGGCCUAGUGGGUAUAUUAUAUUGGCACUGAGACAAUUCAUAGGAAAUGCUAUACAUAGAACAUUAUCAUCUUUCAAUCUCUCUGCCCAUGUAGGCACAUUCUUUCCAAACUUGACCACACAAUCACAAACUUUUGGUAACUUCAAUCUAUUCAGUAUUUUUUAAUUUAUCUAUUAGUAUUAUCAUUCCCUUGAGAAAUACACACAGCAGCAAACAAUUUAGGGUAGAGUUAUCACAAAGCAGAGAAAGAUAUGAAAAAAACUGGCAGUAUAGUACAGAAAUCUAGGUUCAGUGUUUUCUCAGUUUUGAGAAAAUGUGUUAGUAAUGUUUACAGAUUGACAUAUUCACAUGUCUACUAUUAAGUUUAAUAUAGAUUUUUACCAAACUAUAGAAUUAAGUAUAGCUUACGGUAUAAGUCCUUUUUAAGAAUGUGUGUUUGGUAUUAGACCUAAUAAGGAAAUCUUAUUUUCAAAGAGAAAGAUAACUGGACAAUCCAUCCCCAACAACAGAAUUGAUAAUUAAUUUGUACUUUCAAUUUUAAUCUUAUCAGGAAGUUCUUUAUGUCAUAAUUGGAUACACAGUUGACCAAGGAAAAUGUUACUAACCAAAUAUAAUCUUUUAAAGUUUGUAAUGGAUUGAAGCUCCUUUAACACAGCUAAUUGCUAUCUGCCUUGGAGGAAAUAAAUAUUAAAAAGAUUUAUUUGGUCUCAAAACCCAGUAUACAAAAGCUACAAAAUCCCAUUUGAGGCUUUCUGUCAGUAAAAUGUCAAUUUUAUACUUUCAGCAAAAUUACCAGUUAAAUGUGAAGUCUAAUUAUUCCUUAUAGCACAUUUCCAUGUCUCCUUAAAUUAAGGCAUCUUAAUACUUUUAGUACUCAUCAGUAUUGAAUAGGGGAAAUUUGCUAAGAUAUGAUAUUGCAAAUUUUUUAAAUCAAGUGGAAAGUAAUAGAAAUUAUCUAUUAUGAGGGCAAUGGCAAUUAUCUCUAAGUUUAAUAUUAGUUAAACUGGUAUGGUUUGUUUACAUAAUUUAUGUAUAUGGCUAUUCUGAGUACUUUUUUUCUUUUCAGAAAAAUAUGACAUAGAUAAGAAAAGCUAAAAACUCAUUUUUAAAAAAUGUAUAGAACAGUUAAAGAUUAAUAAAUUUAUUUAAACUAUUAAAUAAUGAUUUGAUGGGGGUGGGAAAUGAAAUACAAUUGUAUAUUAAUUAAUGUUCCAAACAGGUUCUGUGUAUUAAUUUAAAUAUCAGGUAACAGUUAAAAAUGAUUGUAUUAUGCUAUCUUGGAAAGAGAAACUUAGCUUUCUAACACUCACUGAUCAUAGUUUAGUUGUUUUUGCUGUUGUUGUUGUUCUAAUUUAGUCUAAACUGAAGUGUGCUCUAUACUCCAGAUGGUAUUUUAAAAUAUUUGUAAUUAAUUUCUAACAUACUUCUACAUCAGCUGUUCUGAUUCUUACUCUAAAAAUUAUGCUAGCAUUGCAUUUAACUGGUUAAAUGAAAUGGUUUUUGUGAGAUAAUGAUUAUGUUCCUACUAUUUUUGUUACAUUUGGCUCUCUGGAGAUCGAAUUUCUGAAGGAUUUCUACCACUUUGAUUUUAUGUAUGUCACUGUAGACAGAUAAACAGCUAUCAUCCCACUUUUGUAUGUUUGAUCCAUAAAAGGACAUGGAAUGUAUAGGUAAGCUUUGUUUAUACUAGUAUAAACUUGAGCUUGGUUCCCAAGUUUUCAGGGUGGUGCUGGUAAAAAUGUAAAUGGA